AUGGCAGAAGGACUAGAUCCGUUGCAGACGCAAGCCGACGUUGAGCCACUAUUUGGAAGGAUGCAGCUCACCUCGCCUGACACGAUCGAGCCCUUUGACGGCAGCCGACGUCCAUCAGUUUUUCGCCCAGCCAUCGCCAUCGACGCGGUGGCUCUCAUCACCACAGAAUGUAUAACAAUUACAUCGGCCAUGCGCAAGAACCCUCGGUGGGCACAAUCGAACAUAUCGACCAUACUCGGCGGCGGGGCGAGCAAAGAGAAGGAGAAGGACAUCCUCCGGUCAGCCUCUCAGCGUGCCAGGAGGACUGCUGGCAGACUCAGCAUCCCAGACCCGACCAGCAGAGCUGCUACUCCGAAUAACCGCGAACCUGCAGAGGAAGAUUCGGACACAACGUUGGCAAGUAGAUGGGGUCUGCGUGGCAAGAAGGGCAAGAGUCUAGCCGACGAUCCGUUGCUAGCUGCAUUCGCACGUUUAAGGAGGGAUCUGGCCGGCUGCCAGGACAUUUCAAAGGUCGAUGCACCGGAAUUGCUACAUCCCUUCUUGCAGGUCAUUCGAUCGUCAUCUACGAGCGCUGCGAUCACGAGUCUGGCGGUCGACUCUGUCACGAGGUUCUUUGCGUACAACAUCAUCACGGUGCAAAGUCCGAGGAUAUCCUUUGCUAUGCAUCUGUUGAGUGCGGCCAUCACUCACUGCCGCUUCGAGGCAAGUAACAAUUGGUUCGACGAGGACGUCUUGCUGCGAAUACUCGAGCUCAUGAAGAGCAUUAUGACGAGGCCGGAAGGUCAACUACUAGGCGACGAGAGCAUAUGUGAGAUGAUGAGCACGGGACUGAGCAUGGGCUGUCAAGCACGGCUUAGCAAGAUCCUGCGCAAAAGUGCUGAGAUGGCUAUGGUCACCAUGUGCCAAGUUGUGUUCGGGCGGCUAAAAGAGCUCAAGGUUGAGGAACCACUGCCCAAGGCACGAAGUAGGGCGGGCACACUGGCGAGCGUCGUGGCUACGGACGAUGUCAGGAUAGACCCUCCCAUGAAUGGUAGUGUCAUGGGCAACGGCUCAGCUGAGGGGAGACCCAGCAUCGAAGGAAGCGAGAGCAGACCCCGUGUCGAUGCUACCAAUGCUGCAGACCGGCCAACGUCCUCGCUCGAGCAGCUUCAGCCGGUACAGUCGAACGGCGAGUCGACCGAGGACAUCAGACCGUACGGCUUGCCCUCGAUAAAAGAGCUGUUUCGCGUUCUGAUCGAUCUGCUCGAUCCACACAAUCGUACUCAUACCGAUCCCAUGCGGAUCAUGGCUUUGAGGAUAAUUGAUGUGGCGCUCGAAGUUGCUGGGCCUGCUAUCGCUCGCCAGCCCAUGCUUGCAGAUCUCGUGCAAGAUUCGUUGUGCCGGCAUUUGUUUCAGCUUGUCCGAUCAGAUAGCGUAGAGCUGCUUGGGAGCUCAUUGCGCGUGGCAGGGACACUACUAGCCACUUGUCGACAGCUGCUGAAGCUCCAGCAGGAGCUAUUCCUGUCGUAUCUUGUGGCCUGCCUACAUCCCAAGGUUCCGAUACCGCCCGAGCCCGGGAUCGACCCUUCGCUAUAUGACGGAAUCCCUCAAACACCUACGGUGGUCAGGCCGGCACCAUCACAGCCAAGUAGUGGCCGGUCGACUCCAGUGCCGAUCAAGGACCGUCAAAAGCUCGGUCUUGAGGGCGGCGCAAGGAGGCCGGAGGCUCGAGAGGCGAUGAUAGAGCAUAUUGGCACUCUGAUCCGAAUACCAACUUUUAUGGUGGAGCUUUUCGUCAACUAUGAUUGCGACGUCGACAGGCAGGAUCUGUGUAAAGAUAUGAUCGGCCUGCUAUCGCGGAAUGCGUUCCCCGACGCAGCAACAUGGAGCACGACAAGUGUCCCUCCGCUGUGCUUAGAUUCAUUACUGAGCUUCAUCCAAUUUAUGGCAGAUCGACUACAUCAGCCACUUGCAGAGGACGCGCCUGAACAGCUGGCGAAGAUUCGAGCGCAGCGAAUGCGCAAAAGACUAGUCAAGGCAGGCGCAGCAAAGUUCAAUGACGACCCAAAAGCAGGCGUGGCGUAUUUGACAAAGCAUGGCAUCAUUGCCAUUCCCGACGACCCUAUGCAGAUUGCUCAAUUCCUCAAGAGCACCGCGCAUAUCUCAAAGAAGCAGCUUGGUGAGUUCCUGAGCAAGAAGAAUAACCAGCCGUUGCUCGUAGCAUUCAUGAGUCUCUUUAAAUUUGCUGGAAAGCGGAUCGAUGAGGCGUUGAGGGAAGUGCUAGGUUCCUUCCGAUUGCCAGGCGAGUCCGCCCUGAUCGAACGUAUUGUUAGCACCUUCACGGAAAAGUAUUGUGAAGAAGAUGAUGCUGGCGUGAUUGCCGACAAGGAUGCUGCAUUCGUAUUGACAUAUGCUGUCAUCAUGCUGAACACGGACCUAUACAAUCCGAACGCGUCGAAGACGCAGAAAAGGAUGACACCGGAAGACUUUGCCCGGAAUUUGCGAGGAGUCAAUGGCGGUAAAGACUUCGCCUUGGAAUACUUGCAAGAGAUAUAUGAUGCGAUCAAGGACAAUGAAAUCAUUCUCCCUGAUGAGCACGACAACAAGCAUGCAUUCGAUUAUGCUUGGAAAGAGCUACUCAUGAAGACCCACGAUGCAGGCCCCCUGGACCUAUGUCAGACCAACACUUUCGAUGCGGAAAUGUUCAACGCGACCUGGAAACCUAUUGUGGCUACACUCACAUAUGUCUUCAUGUCUGCUUCAGACGACGCCGUCUUCUCUCGAAUCGCGGUGGGCUUUGACCAAUGCGCGCAGCUUGCUGCCAGAUACAAAAUCACCGAGGCAUUCGAUCGUAUCGUCUACAGUCUAAGCCAGGUCAGUGGUCUGGCUGCUGAGAUCCCGCCAAGCACGUCACUGAACACGGAGGUUCAAGUCGAGGACGACCGGAAGAUCAUGGUAUCCGAAUUAGCAGUGCGACUUGGUAGGGACUACAAAGCACAAUAUUCAACAGUGCUGCUAUUCAGGAUAUUGACAGGCCACGAAUUCGCCAUCGGAGACACUUGGAUCUACAUUGUCCGCAUUGUGCGGAAUCUAUUCGUUAAUUCUUUCAAUUUGGUGUCAUUACCGAAGCUCGAGGAUGCUCGACUAGCCAGAAUUGAGUCUGUCGCUCUACAGCCGCCUUCGCAGGAUACGGACAAGGAUGGGAGAGCGGGUGAAAGUGGCUGGAGUCGGACCUUUGCAAACUAUUUCUAUGCGCCACCGGAGCCAUCAGAGGAUGAGGUUGAGAACACUAAAAGUGCCGUCUCCUGUGUCGAACUAUGUCAACCUGCCCUAGUCAUAAGUCACAUGUUCGGAAUUCCAGCAAGCCAGACGAAGUCAUUAGUGAAUGCGCUCCUUUCCCAUGUGGAGGAAUCCACUCCUGUGGUGACUGUGAUGCCAGAGCGACCUCUUCCUGAUGCGUCGAGGGCGAACGGCCACAGGCAGAGAUCGGGUCCGGAGUAUGAUCCAGGGACAGUCUUUCUACUAGAGCUUGCGACAAUUCUCUCGGUACGUGAUGAGGAGACAAUAGCUGUAGCCGGAGAAAAGCUGGCCAGCACACUGCAGAAUCAUGUCAGGGACGCCUCAAACAUGCAUCCUGUGGCUGUGUCUAGGGUAGUACGGCACCUGCUUGAGCUUCUGCGUCACGCAUAUGAGCAUGAUUUUAUCCGCGCUCCUGUAGUCCUACACAGCCUAAACAGCUUCGACGACAGUCUUCUUACUAUCGCCGCACCAUCGAUAGUGGAAGGCCUUGCAGAAUGCAUCUCUCCGUCCACGCCACUGAGGAACGAGAUCACCAAUUCUCCUGAUUUCUGGUCCAUCUUACAACGACUUCACCAGCGCAAGACUCAGGCAGAAAGCGUGUUCAACAUCCUCAAUACCCUUACCAGCACUCAGCCGAGUGCAGUCACUGCAGAUAACUACGAGGCUACUAUCAAUCUUGCGAAUGAAUUCGCAACUGCUGGUCGUAUUGGUGCUCCACAACAACGACCAACUCAGGGCCGUCGCGGCCUUCCCCCACCACCUGCGAAACCCAAUCCAGGAGUCAAUGUCAUUGUACAACGAGCUCUGCAGGCAGUCACACUCAUUUACAAAGUCACAGAACUGACGCCGACCCUUAUAGCGCAGUCACAUCUCGAGUAUAGCGAGGCUUGGACAGCAUACUGGGGUCCAAUAUUUCGGUCACUCCGUAUGCAGUGUACGAACCCAUGCCGCGAUGUGCGGAAUAGGGCAAUCAGUGCAUUGCAACGCGUCUUGCUGUCGGAAGACCUGGCGAGUCAGAAGUCGGUCAAGCCAAACUCAGAGGAAGGCCCUGAUCAGCCCCAUCCCUGGACCGACAUCUUCACCGAGGUCCUGUUUGCGCUCAUUCAGCGGCUAUUGAAACCCGAGGUCUACCAAAUCGACCCCACGGGCAUGAGCGAAACUCGCGUCCAGGCGGCGAAAUUGCUCUGCAAUAUUUUCCUGCGUUAUCGUGAUCUUCUUGCUGUACUACCCCCUCGUGUCACGGAGAAGGAAGAGGUCGUGCCUUCUGAGGCUCUCCAGCAAGAGCAAGGGGCUGACGCACCCACUUCACCCCAGUCGCCAACCAAGAAGAUCGAGAAGAGGAAUUGGCUAAUCCUCAUCUGGGCGCGUACGCUAUACUACCUCGAUCGUCUGCUCAACAGCGGCGUGUCGAAUGGCGAGCAGGAAACUAUGCAGGAGGCCGUGAUGGAAGGCGUGAAGAAUUGUCUGCUUGUUAUGGCUGGUGACGGGUAUUUGAUACCGCCACAUCAGCAGCAGCAGGAGAAGCCGCGAGGAGUGGAACAGGAGCUGUGGCGGGAGACGGCGAAGAGGGUUGGGAGGCUCUUGCCGGGCUUGUUGGAGGAGCUGUUUCCGCCUCCUACGGCGGCGCCAACGGUUGAGCCUGCCCUAUCGGAAGGACCGCCUCAGGAUGGCAACGGCCCAGCAGUCGAGCAGGAAAGUGCUCCUGCUGCUGACGGGAACACUGUCGACACACCAAGAGCUGAUGCGCACUCCCGACCCGGGAGCUAG
This is a messenger RNA of Cyphellophora attinorum, 5046 nucleotides long. RefSeq lists its product as uncharacterized. Lineage: Eukaryota; Fungi; Ascomycota; Eurotiomycetes; Chaetothyriales; Cyphellophoraceae. Gene Ontology annotation, biological process: regulation of ARF protein signal transduction. The transcript is spliced from 2 exons. The record is from RefSeq and is a predicted model, not a curated record. Gene Ontology annotation, molecular function: guanyl-nucleotide exchange factor activity. Bases 1 to 5046 code for a protein of 1681 amino acids.